Sciurus carolinensis (gray squirrel) is the source of this 189-nucleotide messenger RNA. RefSeq names its product small nuclear ribonucleoprotein G-like. Gene Ontology annotation, cellular component: spliceosomal tri-snRNP complex; U2-type prespliceosome; SMN-Sm protein complex. Gene Ontology annotation, biological process: mRNA splicing, via spliceosome. Bases 1 to 189 code for a protein of 62 amino acids. The transcript has a single exon. The record is from RefSeq and is a predicted model, not a curated record. Lineage: Eukaryota; Metazoa; Chordata; Mammalia; Rodentia; Sciuridae. Gene Ontology annotation, molecular function: RNA binding.
AUGAACAAAGGUCACCCUCCCAAGCUGGAAAAAUGUAUGAACAAGAAGUUAUCAUUGAAAUUAAAUGGUGGCAGACAUUUCCAAGGAAUCUUGCAGGGAUUUGACUCUUUCAUGAAUCUUGUGAUAGAUGAAUGUGUGGAGAUGGCAACUAGUGCGCAACAGAACAAUAUUGGAAUGGUGGUAAUAUGA